AUGGUAUCCUCUUCCUCCCCCCUGAAAGGCAGUAUCCUCGUAACCGGCGCCAACGGCGGCCUAGGAACAGCCCUAACCUCCCACAUCAGCACCCACUACCCCGAUUACCACGGCAUCUAUACCGUCCGGGAUGUCUCCUCCCCCUUCACAGCCCCAUCGACCUCCUCCCACGAACUCAUCCCUCUCGACCUCUCCUCCCUCUCCACCAUCCGCACCACCGCAAACGACAUCAACGCCUGGGUUUCCAGCGGGAAAAUCCCCCCCAUUCGAAUCCUAAUCCUCAACGCUGGGUUUCUGGAAUUCGAACAACAAACCUGGGCCCCCGAUGGAUUUGACAUGAGUUUCGCAGUCAAUUAUCUGGGCCAUUUCCUCUUGAUCUUGUUGCUGUUGCAGAGUAUGAACCGCGACGAGGGACGAAUUGUCCUCCUUGGAAGCUCGACACAUGAUCCAUAUGCUCCUAUCGUGGGGAGACAUUUUCCGGAGGAAAGGUGGAAGACCAUCAUUCAGGGGGAGGAUAUAAAAGCAAUGGAUGGGAUUGCCUAUGGAACGUGGAGUUCCAAUAAAGAUGAUCCGUCCCUACAUAGUGGGUUUAGGAGGUAUGGGGCUGCCAAGCUGUGUGUGGCUAUGUUGGUGGGUGAAUUACAAGAACGAUUAAGCAAAGACCCCUUUCUAUCCAACCUCACCGUCGUCGGAAUCGACCCCGGAACCAUGUCAACCGGAAUCGUGCGCCACGCUAGUUGGUUCGUUCAAACGGUACUGCAUGGGAUUGUGAUUGCGAAUGUGGCGCGGGUGUUAGCGUUCGCAGGGUAUCGGAACGCGCCGGUGCGGACGCCAGAGUCAUCGGCGAGAGAUGUGUUGGAUGCGGGGAUGAAUGCGAAAUGGAAGGAGUUGGGGGGUGGCGUGUAUCUGGAUGGGAUGGAGAUCGGGAAGAUUAGUGAGGAGGCGAAGGAUGAGGGGAAGAGGGAGUUGGUGUGGAGGGAGAGUGUGAGGCUUGUGGGGUUGAGGGAGGGGGAGACGGUUUUGAGGGAUUGGAGAUAA
Molecule: messenger RNA, 1038 nt
Organism: Aspergillus sclerotioniger CBS 115572
Lineage: Eukaryota; Fungi; Ascomycota; Eurotiomycetes; Eurotiales; Aspergillaceae
Product: putative short-chain dehydrogenase
Exons: 2
Coding region: 1-1038 (345 amino acids)
Source: RefSeq, a predicted model, not a curated record